CGGCCGCUCUCCCGCCUCAGCCGGGCGGCGCCGCGUCCCCCCUUCCCGGGCCCUCGGCCCGCCCGCAGCCCCGGCCCUGCGGCAGCGGCUGCUCCGACACCGGCCAGAGCCAGCCCUCCCCGCGGGGCCCUCUCCUCUGCACCCUCUGCGCCUUUCUCCGUGCGACACCUCGAGCCUGGGCCCAGCUGGGCCAGGCUUAAUCAUACGUACACAUGGGAGCCGCUCCGUGUUCGGGAGCGGCUCUCUCUGCCCGCCUUUCCCGCUGGGAGACAGGCACCUGAUGGCUGAGGGGCAGUUCGCUGGUUGUCAAAGUAUUGACAACCCCCGUGGUGGGAGACGUACACAGAGAAAGCAACUGCUUGCCGAAAAGAUAGGGUUUCUUUAUUUUAAAGCCUGGUAGAAGACAUUAUAAGCAUUGAUAGCCCAAGUGUAAUACAGCAGGAGGCAAUGAAUCACAGAGUUACAGGAUGAACUAAAAAGGGGAACCUUUGGUGCUUAUGGGAAUUGAGAAGGGGGCAACCACUUUCUAGUCGUAUUUAACCCAAGGUGGUCUUUCUGCUUCAUUAGUUAGAAGUUCUAAUUGUCCUAAUAGUUGGAGUUUUCAUUUACAUGACCUGUAUUUUCAUCCUGUUUUAAAGAAGGAUUUUUUUCAUUUAAGCAUUAUAUUGUAUUAAAAAAUUACUGUCUCUAAUCAGAUCCACAUGGGAAAUAUACUUAACUAGGACGGCAACAAAUAUGUCUUCAAUAAUAAUAGUAUUAUGUUCUCCCCUUUCAGUUUAGAGGGUGAGGAAAUUGAGGUUUACCUUUACAGAUGAUACUGAUUUUGCAGGAAUGGUGUGGUUUUGCCUUAGAAUCUAGUUCUCGUCAAAGUUGUCUAAAUCGGGGUGGGAUUUUUUGUGGUUAUGGAGUUCAAUUUAUUGGCAGCACCAUUAGAUUUUUGCAGAAACUCUUUGUUGUAAGCAAAGCUUCAUUAAAAUCAGUAUUUCCUGUGUAUGUUGCUGUGCAUCUACUGGUGAGCAGUACUGUGACUCAUCUUUAAUCAGAAAAAUGUCAUUAGAGCUCACAUUGCAGGUGUAAACUGUAGUCUCUUUCCUUUGGAAGCUAAAACAUUGUGAAAAUGUUCCUAAUAUUUUAAAUUAAUUUUGCAAUUUAAUAUUUAAAAUUCAUCUUAGCAUUUUAUUUCAUUGUAGGUAAUUUAAGUGAUUUUCUAGCAUGGACACUGUUGCUAGCCAUAGUUGUCAUCUUCUCCAGCAGCUACAUGAACAGCGCAUUCAGGGGCUUCUCUGUGACUGCAUGCUGGUGGUAAAAGGUGUAUGCUUCAAAGCACACAAAAAUGUAUUAGCUGCUUUCAGUCAGUAUUUCAGGACCCUUUUCCAGAAUUCUUCAGGCCAGAAGAACGAUGUGUUUCACUUGGACAUUAAAAAUGUAGGUGGCAUAGGCCAGAUCUUGGACUUCAUGUACACCUCUCACCUGGAUCUUAGUCAGGACAAUGUACAAGCUAUGCUGGACAUCGCACAGUGUCUCCAAGUGCAAAAUGUGCUGAACAUUUGCCACACCUUUUUAAAAUCUUCUACAGCUGUAGAGCAAGCAGCCAGCAUGCCUUGUAAUGCUGUAUUUUCGCUGCAGAAUACUUUGGCUACAGAUGGGAGCUGUGCCAGUGACAGUUAUGGGACAAACCUGUUGCAUGAGUGCUCAUCUGACACACAGGCCAGUAAAGUCUUGGCUGACCACCAUUCUCAUGCAUCGCAGUCUGUAAAUCUUCACACACCCCCGGGUGAUGCACAGAAACAGCCACAAGACUCCUUAGAUGGCAGCUGCACAGAGCUUCCAUUUAAACAAUCAAAUUACUAUUACAAACUACGCAACUUUUACAGUAAACAGUUCUACAAACAAAAUGCUUGCUCUGAUCAUGAGAGAGGAGCAGAACCAUCCUUUUCUUACAACACAUCCACAGAAAUAAACGCAGUGGAGAAUAAUUCUUGCACUGUCAGUCACUCUGAGUGUAUUCUGGAAACCUCUGAUCAUUUACCAUCAAACUUUCUGGUUCAGCCUGUGAAUGAAGCUGCUCCAGACCAAGAUGCAGAAAGCACACUUAUGCAGCCAACCAAAGAGAUGCGGCUGAAAAAGGCAAUUCACCUCAAAAAGUUAAAUUUUCUAAGAUCUCAGAAAUCUGCAGAGCAGCCACCUGAGCCUAAAAGGAAUGACAGUAGGGUACCAGAAGUAAUUGAACCUGUAAAUGAAAGUACCACAGACAUGACAAAUGUUAGAGUUACUGAUGAAAAAGAAGAUGAAGAUUUAGUGAAUUCUGAGAAUUUUGAACAAACUGUUGAAAUGGAAAGAUCUCAAGGUUCUUUGGAACAAGAAGGACAAUCACAGACUCUUCAGUCACAGAGACAAUACACUUGUGAAUUAUGUGGGAAGGCUUUCAAACAUCCAAGCAAUUUGGAGCUUCAUAAAAGGUCUCAUACAGGUGAGAAACCUUUUGAAUGUAACAUUUGUGGGAAACACUUCUCACAGGCAGGUAAUCUCCAGACACAUCUACGUCGGCAUUCUGGUGAGAAGCCGUACAUUUGUGAAAUCUGUGGGAAAAGAUUUGCUGCUUCUGGUGAUGUUCAGCGUCAUAUUAUAAUUCAUUCUGGAGAAAAGCCUCAUCUGUGUGAUAUCUGUGGCAGAGGAUUCAGUAACUUCAGUAAUUUGAAGGAGCACAAAAAGACCCAUACAGCAGAUAAAGUAUUCACCUGUGAUGAAUGUGGGAAGUCAUUUAAUAUGCAACGAAAGUUGGUAAAGCACAGAAUUAGGCACACUGGAGAGAGACCGUACAGCUGUUCAGCAUGUGGGAAAUGUUUUGCAGGCUCUGGCGACCUGCGUAGACACGUGAGGACUCAUACAGGAGAAAAACCCUACACUUGUGAGACUUGUAACAAAUGCUUCACUCGCUCUGCUGUUCUGCGGCGGCACAAGAAAAUGCACUGCAAGGCCUCUGAGGAAGGGCCAAACACACUGGAUGAAUUUACUCCGGGGAUUGAAACUUCUGACCUUGACAAGUCUCAGAGUUCUGACUCCUUUGGCCAGGAAAUGUCUGUUACAUUGUUACCAGUGUCUGUUAAAUUUCCAGUUCGUCCAACUGGGAAUCCCACCGAAUUUGACAGUUCUGCAGAUCCCUACUGUAAGUUGCAGUCAGUGGCUCAGCACCACGACUCGGCAAACCAGCAGAAACUCAGUGUGGAUUCUGCCAAGCUCCCGAAAGCUCAGACUCAGCCACCACCACCAUAUGCUUACGCAGACGUGGAUGUGUCUUCCGCAGAAGAACCCUUGCAGUCGGAUGGCAUUCCCAUGAUUCGCUCCUCCAUGGUCAGCUUGGACGGCCAUUGCCAUGACCCGCUGGGCACUCGGACAUCGUCUGCCACGUACAAGAACAAUGAAGGACCCUUCUUCUCCAGCAUGACCCUCUGGGGUUUGGCCAUGAAGACCUUGCAGAACGAAAGCGAGUUGGAACAAUGAGGGCUUAGGUGUCUUUGCAAUGCUAAUGGAGAUGCCACUGCAAGAAGAGCUGCACUACAAAAUAAACACCAUCAACACACCAGUAGGUUGUCUUGUUCUUCAGCAAAUUAGUAUAAAACAUUGGCUAAUUAAUAGACUGUUACAGGAUAGAAGCUUUGCUGAGAGUCCUUUUUCUGCUUUGGUGCUUGGAAUGGUUGCAUUCAUUUCUGGUAUAGAUGUGGUGCUGCAUUUCAAACUGCCUGCUAUAGACACAUGAGUUUUACUGGCCUCUUUCCAACCCAUCAAAAAGUUUUAGCAGUGCUUUGUGAAGCCUUAUGCUAAAACUUUCCUUACAGAUUGUAGUGAAAACAUCCUCAUGCUCCUUUUCUCUGAAGUUCAUUCACAGGCUGUAAGGUCUGUUUGAAGCACGUACUUCUUAUUUCCUAUGUGGAGUCUCAAUGUUUGUAGAUUGAGAAGUAGGUUUGAGUGUUUAGCAGCAGCUAACAACAUCUAUUAUCACCACUAUUUUAAUAACACUGCAGUUCCUCUGCUGAAAAAGAAUCAUGUGUGUAUAAAACUAACAGCUGGAACUGUCCUGUAAUUAAUAUAUAAUAUCAUAUAUUCCUGGUGUUAGAAAAUACAUUAUCACUUGUAAAGUACAAAGAUUCA
Myiozetetes cayanensis is the source of this 4149-nucleotide messenger RNA. It is a transcript of the gene ZBTB49, whose product is annotated as zinc finger and BTB domain containing 49. The coding region runs from base 1213 to 3501 and encodes 762 amino acids. Gene Ontology annotation, biological process: regulation of transcription by RNA polymerase II. The record is from RefSeq and is a predicted model, not a curated record. Lineage: Eukaryota; Metazoa; Chordata; Aves; Passeriformes; Tyrannidae. Gene Ontology annotation, cellular component: nucleus. Gene Ontology annotation, molecular function: protein binding; DNA-binding transcription factor activity, RNA polymerase II-specific; RNA polymerase II cis-regulatory region sequence-specific DNA binding. The transcript is spliced from 8 exons.